Messenger RNA from Aplosporella prunicola CBS 121167, 396 nucleotides. RefSeq lists its product as uncharacterized. The transcript has a single exon. The record is from RefSeq and is a predicted model, not a curated record. Lineage: Eukaryota; Fungi; Ascomycota; Dothideomycetes; Botryosphaeriales; Aplosporellaceae. The annotation marks the transcript as partial.
AUGACGACGUACCAGUACGAACCUCUUCCGGGCACAGAUCAGAAGCACAUUCGCCUGUUGCAGCUCUUGCCAGGAUGCGAGGAAGACCCUGUCCGUUGCUCGAUCCAAGCCGAGCACAUCGACAAUGUGCCCCGCUACGAAGCGGUCUCGUACGUGUGGGGUGAUCGAUCGGACACCGCGGAGGUGCUCUGCCACGGAAUGCCUUUAUCAGUGCCGGCAAAUCUCGUCGAUGCCUUGCAAAGGUUCAGGAAGAAAACGGAUCCUCGAAUGCUCUGGGCGGAUGCUAUUUGCAUUGACCAGAAAAACAUCAAAGAGCGCGGGGAGCAGGUGCCGCUCAUGGGAAAGAUCUUCGAAGGUGCCAAACGAGUUCUUGUUUGGCUCGGGCGCGGUGAAGAC